ACACACAACAGCCCAGCCCAAUCCAAUCCAAUCCAUACGAUGCGACUUCUUUUCUAACCUAGGUAUAAAUAAGUUUCUUCCUCUUUUGCAUCUUUUCUACAAGGGAAAAGCGAUUUUCAUGUCUCAUUCGGAAGGGGUGCUGCUGCAGCAGCUAUUCGAUUAUGCAAAUCAGACUCCAAAAUCAAUGGCCUCAGGUGGUAUCAAUGAUGCAUUAGGGUUUCUUAAUGCAGUAAGAGCUUCACUUCAGCCUAUCGAGAGGGAAAAGUAUCAACAAUUUAUAAAAAUCCUAAGAGAUUUCAGUGCUGAAAGAAUUAAUAUAAGUGAUACCAUAGCAGAUUUGAAGACCUUGUUUAUAGGAUAUACACGUUUAAUUUUGGAAUUCAACUCUUUUCUGCCGAAGAAACAUCAUAUCACAGUCUCAUCGGAGGAUGUACGGGCAUUAGGUUUUCUUCAGGAAGUAGAACUUGCGUUUCAAUAUGAUGGAGACAAUAAUUUUCGUCAUUUUCUAUAUCUUUUGGAAGAUUACCAGAAUCAAACUAUUGAUCUAAGCUGUUUCACUUCUCAAGGGAAGGUGCUGCUUAAAAAUUAUCCCCAUUUAAUUUUGAAAUUCAACACCUUCAGGCCAUCUCAAUAUCGGACGGGAAAAAAAAAAUUAAAAGAUAAUGGCCAGGCUGCUCAACUUCCUUGGGAUGUGCUUGCUACAAUUUGUAAAACACUAGAUUUUGACGAGCUCUUUUGGUUUUCGGGUGUUUGCAAGAAUUGGAGGACUUUUCACAAAUCAAAUUUUGUGUCAUCCCGAGAACCAUUGCUUGUUCAUAUGACUGGUAAUUGUCCUCACUCAUAUUCCUUUAUUAGCAUACCCAAUCAAAAAGUUUAUGAUUUGAACAUGAUGAGUAGCUUCCAGCCCCCAAACUGUGUCUAUGUUAGAGUUUCCAGCGGAUAUUUCAUCUUGGCCCAUAAAAAUAAUUCAUUUCUGCUAUUCAAUCCAUUUACAAUGAAAGAAAUGGUAAUCAAUGCCACCUUUACAGUUGAAUAUAUGUUAUCUAAUCGGCACGAAGCCUUGCUUGCUUUUGAGAAAUGCUCCGAGGAAUAUGUCUUGGUGGUUUUAUGCAAAAAGUCUAGCCGUUUGCAUGUCUAUAAAUCUCGACACAAUGGUUGGUGUACUUAUUCAACAUUAAAACGAAAAGAGGUGGUGGUCGACUUUGUGGUUUUGAAUAAUAUGAUAUAUGUUGUCACUAACAAAGCCAGGAUAGGGGUACUAAACUUGAAUUCCCGAAAUAUUCAAUUUUUAAAUCUCAAGAAUACUCCCAAUAAUGAUUCCUCAACUUCCAUUAAUUUGGUUAAUUGUGAUGAGCAACUUUUAGUGUUUCAUUCAAUAUCCAGCAAUUAUAGAAGGGAAGUUUACAAGAUAGAUUUGUCAACCAUGAAUUAUGUUAAGAUGAAAACUUUGGGUGAUAUUGCAUUAUUUUAUGUUUCUUGGGGAAACUGUCGGGCAUUGAGCAACCCCAACAGUUCUGGUUAUGAGAGCAACCAUGUGUAUGAAGUUAGUAGUAUGUCUCAAUGUAUUAAGUAUGAUUGGAAUGAUGGUCGUCCAUCAAAAAUAUACCCAUAUCUUCGUUCUCUUAAAGACUACAAUCUCUUUGAUUGGUGUUUUAGACAUGUAAAGUAUGAAGUUGAUUAUUCUUUAGUUGAAUAAUUGCAUGGUGUUAGGAGUAUUUAUGUUUUGGCUUGGCUUCACUUGAAAAAACUUGUAAUUUCUGAAUGAUAAGCAACUGUUUGUAUUCAGAUUAUUAUAAUAAUAAUAUUUUGGUUCUGUUUGAGACUUCAA
Vicia villosa (hairy vetch) is the source of this 1828-nucleotide messenger RNA. RefSeq lists its product as uncharacterized. Lineage: Eukaryota; Viridiplantae; Streptophyta; Magnoliopsida; Fabales; Fabaceae. The record is from RefSeq and is a predicted model, not a curated record. The transcript has 3 exons. Gene Ontology annotation, biological process: regulation of DNA-templated transcription. Bases 119 to 1696 code for a protein of 525 amino acids. Gene Ontology annotation, molecular function: protein binding.